Molecule: messenger RNA, 568 nt
Organism: Rotaria sordida
Lineage: Eukaryota; Metazoa; Rotifera; Eurotatoria; Philodinida; Philodinidae
Source: the annotation of a GenBank genome assembly
AUGAUAUUUUUAACAACACCAUCAAUUGUAAUGAGUACAAUUGAUAAAAUAGCUAAUAAAUAUCGUUCAAUUGAUCCAUUAAAACGAGUAACAAAACAAAUACAUUUUCCAGUUGUAUUAACAUCUGUAAUGCCUGUUUUAUUAUUACGUAUAUUUGCUGCUGCAAUGCCAUCACUUGUUAGUGUAACAUCGUUACUUGAAAAACAAUGGAAAAAAUCUGCAUUAGAUAAAUCAAUGAUGAUUAAAUUAUUUGUUUUUCUUUCAAUGAUGAUACUUAUUUUACCAUCAUUAGGUUUAACAAGUAUUGAAGGAUUUCUUCGAUGGGUUUUUGAAAGUGAAGAUGGUAUUUCACAAAAUAGUAGAAUUCGUUGGAUGUGUAUGUUUUUACCCGACAAUGGAGCAUUUUUUGUGAAUUAUAUAAUAACAUCAGCAUUUAUUGGAGCUGCUAUUGAAUUAUUACGUUUAGCUGAUCUUAUCUUUUAUAUUUAUAUAAUUCUAACAGCUAAAUCAACAGCUGAAAGACGUGUUAUUCGACAUGCUCUUCAAUUUCCAUUUCGUUUUGGUGUAC